Molecule: messenger RNA, 3597 nt
Organism: Pelobates fuscus (common spadefoot toad)
Lineage: Eukaryota; Metazoa; Chordata; Amphibia; Anura; Pelobatidae
Gene: TAF5
Product: TATA-box binding protein associated factor 5
Exons: 11
Coding region: 21-2315 (764 amino acids)
Biological process (GO): transcription initiation at RNA polymerase II promoter
Cellular component (GO): transcription factor TFIID complex
Molecular function (GO): protein binding; RNA polymerase II general transcription initiation factor activity
Source: RefSeq, a predicted model, not a curated record
GAAUAAACUCGAGCUUCAAAAUGGCGGCAGCGCCAGAUGAGGCGAGUGUGUCGGUGAAGACGGAGCCCGAGCUGCCGGAGGAUGCCAAGAGUGACAGCCUGGGCGGCCAUGAGCCCGGUGUCCCGGGGCUGGGGAACGGCAAUGGGUCCUCCCCGAGCCCCGCCAGCCCCCCGGCCGCACCGCCGGCUCCCUCAGCCCCCCCGGCCCCCGGAGCCGAGCUCCCCGACCGCCAGACCCUGCUCGCCGUGCUGCAAUUCCUCAGGAAGAGCAACCUGAAGGACUCGGUGGACAUCCUGCGGCGGGAGACCGGGCUGCUGGAAGAGGACCUGGCCGCCACUCUGAGCCCGGACCGGGCGGGGGACACCGGGGACACCGAGCAGAGUCUGCUGAGCCGGGUAACCGGGGGCAGCUCGGGGACCGGGAACGGUGUGAACAGCGGGAGCGCUGCCAGCGGGGCAACGGGGAAAGUUUUGAUGAGUAGUGGCCAACAGGACCAGCCCGAUGUAAGUGCCGUGCUGUCUGCAUACACGCAGCAAGGAGACCCGGCCUUGUAUGCGGAAUAUUAUAGCGGCCUGAAGCAGUUUAUUGAGUCCGUAUUAGACUGCCACCGGGCAGAGCUGUCCCAGUUAUUCUACCCACUGUUUGUGCACAUGUAUCUGGAACUUGUAUACAAUGAAAAUGAAAAAGAAGCAAAGUCUUUUUUUGCAAGAUUUCAUGGAGACCAGGAGUGUUACUAUGAAGAUGACCUUCGCAUUUUAGCCAGCCUUUCCAAGAAAGAGCAUAUGAAGGGUAACGAAACCAUGCUGGAUUUCCGAACUAGUAAAUUUGUGCUGCGGAUCUCUCGUGACUCCUACCAGCUUCUAAAGCGCCAUCUGCAGGAACGUCAGAACAAUCAGAUAUGGAGCAUUGUCCAGGAGCACUUGUACAUUGACAUCUUUGAUGGAAUGCCUCGCAGUAAACAGCAGAUUGACGCAAUGGCAGGCAGCUUAUCUGGAGAGGCAAAACGAGAGGCUAACAAAGUCAAGGUGUUUUUUGGGCUUUUGAAAGAGCCAGAGAUUGAGGUACCUUUGGACGACGAAGAUGAGGAAGGAGAAAAUGAAGAUGGCAAACCAAAGAAAAAGAAGCCUAAAAAAGAUAGCAUUGGGUCAAAAAGCAAGAAACAAGACCCACAUGCUCCCUCACAAAACAGGAUUCCUCUUCCAGAACUAAAAGACUCUGAUAAGCUUGAUAAAAUUAUGAUUAUGAAGGAAGCAGCAAAACGUGUGCGUCUUGGUCCUGAAUGCUUGCCGUCCAUCUGUUUUUACACAUUCCUCAAUGCCUAUCAGGGUUUGACUGCUUUGGAUAUUACAGAUGAUUCCAGUCUCAUCGCUGGGGGAUUUGCAGACUCCACUGUGCGUGUAUGGAGUCUCACACCGAAAAAGCUGCGUAGUGUUAAAAAUUCGUCUGAUCUUGGUCUAAUAGACAAGGAAUCUGAUGAUGUUUUGGAGAGAAUAAUGGAUGAGAAAACCGCAAGUGAAAUGAAGGUUUUAUAUGGGCACAGUGGCCCUGUCUAUGCAACAAGUUUCAGUCCAGACAGGAAUUAUUUAUUAUCCAGUUCCGAAGAUGGCACUGUCAGACUAUGGAGUCUUCAGACAUUCACUUGCUUGGUGGGCUACAAAGGGCACAAUUACCCUGUCUGGGAUGCUCAGUUCUCUCCGUACGGUUAUUAUUUCGUGUCUGGUGGCCAUGACAGAGUUGCUCGUUUAUGGGCUACAGAUCACUAUCAGCCUCUACGAAUAUUUGCUGGCCAUCUUGCUGAUGUUGUUUGCACUCGUUUUCAUCCAAAUUCCAAUUACAUUGUCACUGGCUCAACAGAUAGGACUGUCCGAUUAUGGGAUGUUUUAAAUGGGAACUGUGUGAGAAUAUUUACAGGACACAAGGGACCAAUUCACACAUUGGCCUUUACUCCCAAUGGAAAGUUUCUUGCGUCUGGAGGCACAGACAGUAGAGUUCUUCUGUGGGACAUCGGCCAUGGCAUGCUUGUUGGAGACUUAAAGAGCCACACAAAUACAGUCUAUGCACUUAAGUUUAGCAGAGAUGGGGAGAUCCUGGCAUCAGGGUCAAUGGAUAACACUGUUAAACUAUGGGACACUGUUAAAGCAUUUGAAGACCUAGAGACUGAUGAUUUCACAAGCUCAACUGGUCACAUAAAUUUACAUGAAAACUCCCAGGACUUACUGCUUGGCUCUUUUCUGACCAAAUCAACACCUGUCAUAAAUCUCCAUUUCACAAGGCGGAACUUAUUAUUGGCAGCGGGCGCUUACAGUCCACAAUGAAAAUGCAUUCAGUCUUCCAUUUUUCAUCCAUAAUAGGGAAAGGUGCUGUUGUGCUAUAAAACUACCAAAGGUGAUGCAGAUGUCAACCUUGGAAUAAAAAAGCCUUCUCCACAAUGCCUUCUGUAUGCCAUAGUCUUGGCUGCAAAACUGCCUAUGACCCAAUAGCUUUGGUUCUAAGGAACUAACCAUGGUUUAAGCACAGGCCAUGUACAUAAAUGCAUUAAGAUCCCUCUCUUCAGAAAGUAUUAAACUCUGCUUUCACGUUUCUUCUUGUGGAGUGUGCUCAAAACCCAGCAUGAUCUGUGAAGUGUCUAUUGCGGUUUCUGCACUGAUUGGAGACUGUCUGGAUGUAUUGUUGGUGAUACUGACAGUCCUAUUUAAACAGGCGUCUUGAACAGCAUCUACCCAGUGUACAUGCACCGUUCAGUACUUAGAAUACUUUUAUAUUAAACUGUAUAUAAUUUUUUUUAGGCCAGUUAUCACUUUGUUCAUGUGAAGUGCAAUGCUCAGGUGCUGUAAAGGCUAGAUCUGUUUUAUAUGUACAUGUAAGUUACUAUGGAUGAACUUGUAUUGCGAGUAGCCACUUUCAUUCCAACUAUUUAUGAACACAACUUUCUUUGGCUAGUGAACUAGCCAUCUCUUAAACAAAUACAUGCAGCAGCAUAACCACAGGUGCUAACAAUAUUAACCGGUUUGUUUUGACAACUUACUUGGAGCCACAUCUAGUCAAGCAACAGCAACCAGAUUUCUCUAUAAAGAGAAGCAGGAACAUGCACAAUUGUUGAAGGUGUCAGCUUUGUGUGUUCCUACUUUUCUUUAUUGGACAGAAACAUGUCGGUGAUACCAAGGUGUAAACUGUCAGUGUACAAAACUGACUUUUUACUCGAAUAGCACUAGGCUCCUACUACAUUAGGCUGUAGUGGUCAUGCUGCAUGAACUGCUCUUUUUAACAUUUUUCCCUGUGGCUAUCUUUAUAGUCCCGAUUUUUAUAGCCAAUCAUGGACUUAAAUUUUUAGUAGAGCUAUGGUUCAGGAUACAUACACCUGACCAAAAUUACUUCUACCUCUAAAUAGUGCAGCUCAAAAUUAGCUUAGAUGUGGAUACUGAAGCAAUAAGUAGCAAGACCAUCCCUCUUUCCUGUGACUAAAAGAACACUGAUAGAUGUUGAAGUGGAAUAAAGACAUUUAUUUAAACAUAUACCUCCAACAAACUGUGCUAUGCUGAACUGUAAAGUGAACCGAUGGGCAGGACAUCACUGCCUCUUUUGUACAGAUUUUUUUUU